AUGAGUGAGAUGGCGGCCAAGAAACAACAAGAACAACAGAAAAACGGUCUUUUAAGACUUGAUAUAUUAGAAUUCGGAACCCAAAAGAAGAGAUGGAGAUAUAGAAGAACCAAAGAGAUUGUCACAUCUCUAAAAAGAAAAGGGUUGUUGCCAACCAAAGAAGAAUCUGAGAAGGAAAUAUUGGAAUUAAAAUCUUUAAUAUUACCAAAAAAAGUCCACUAUAGUAAUGAAACCUUGGCUAAAGCACUCAAAAAGGCUAGAAAAGCAGAAAUUAUUCGUAUGAAGAGUAAAAUCAAAUCAAAAAAGGAUCAGGAAGCCAGUGCCAAAGAGUUAGAACUUUUGGAAACUAAGUUUGAUGAUUCUGCAAUUGAUCUAAUUGCUCACCAAAAGACAGUAAAAUUCAUAGAAAAAAUCUUCAUGUUGAAAAAAUCUGUUCCUGAAUAUAUUCCAACUUGGGUAAAAGAUGCUUUCAAUGAUAAAGAUAAUGAAUACAACUCGUCAAAAUUUUAUAGGGAUGCAGACGAAAAUACCAAGAAACUAUUAUCAAGACUAUUCAAUAAUAAGACCAUGGCAGAGGGCAUGAAGAUGGCCGAAAACAGUUUGAAGAUUGUAAACGAACCAGUGGAGAAACCAAAAGAAUCACAGAAAGAAAGCGACAAUGACAGUAAUAGUGAUGAUGAUAGUGAUAGUGCUGAUAAUGAUAGUGCUGAUAAUGAUAGUGCUGAUAGUGAAAGUGAAAGUGAAAGUGAAAGUGUCGAUGAUUCUGAAAAUGUGGAGUGUGAUGGAAGAAAAAGAGAUUUUGAUGUGGAAGAUGAGGAAGAUGAGAACGUUUAUUCACAUUACGACAAUAUGGUUAUAGCCUCUGAGGCAGAAAGUGAUGAAGAGGGGCAAGAAAAUGGAGCUGCCAUACCACAGAUUGACUACAACCAGGUAACGGAUGAAGAACCUAGUGCGGACGAGGAGUUAGAUAGCGGAGAUGAAUCAUCUGAUUUUUUCGAUUUUGGUGAUGAAACCAAUGGUGAGAAAAAGGAGCAAAAAGAAAAGGAAAAGAAGGAAAAAAAAGAAAAAAAAGAAAAAAAAGAAAAAAAAGAAAAGAAGAAAGAGGAGAAGGAAAAGAAGGAAAAAAUUGUUUUACCUUCUCUUCAGGCCGGAUACUAUUCAGGUGGCUCUGAUUCGGAACUUGAAAAAGAUGAAAACGAUCCUAUCUUGAAGAAUUUAGAUAAGCCAAGAAAAAACCGUCGUGGUCAACGUGCCAGACAAAAGAUUUGGGAAAUGAAAUAUGGUCAUGGUGCCAACCAUGUCAAGAAGGAAGCUGAAAGAGUCAAAUCGGAGCGUGAAACCAAAAGACUUGAAUAUGAAGAACGUGUAAGAAAGAGAGCAGCUAAGCAGAAAAUUUUGGACGAACAGGAAAAGAAUAAUCCAAAUAGACUUCCUUUGGGACAGAAGAAGAAGAAGGUUGACGAAAAUAAGGCCAUGCAUCCUUCUUGGGUUGCAAAGAGAAAGGCCGAAGAGGCUCUUGCAAAAGUCGAGUUUAAGGGGAAGAAAGUUAAAUUUGAUUAG
Saccharomycopsis crataegensis is the source of this 1560-nucleotide messenger RNA. RefSeq names its product Bud22p (gene BUD22). Bases 1 to 1560 code for a protein of 519 amino acids. NCBI's taxonomy places the organism in Eukaryota, Fungi, Ascomycota, Saccharomycetes, Ascoideales, Saccharomycopsidaceae. The record is from RefSeq and is a predicted model, not a curated record. The transcript has a single exon. Gene Ontology annotation, cellular component: 90S preribosome; nucleus. Gene Ontology annotation, biological process: maturation of SSU-rRNA.